AUGCCCCGUAUCAUUUCUGCCUCUGUAGACGACAAUCUUUACUCUGCAGACCUUCUCUGCGCUUCAGAAGUUCGUUUCACUCGACUGUCCCAUGCUGCGUCAGCCUUUGAGCUUCGGGGCUCUCGGCAACCCAAAUAUGCUACUGCCAGACCUCGCAAGUGCAAGGGCCGACGUUCUCUUCGUGGUUUUGCUUCCCUUGCCUUGAGUGAAACGAGCAAUAAGACUUGCAAGUCCAGCUCGGAGUCUGAUCGUAGCGGAUCAACCGACAAUUCUCCUUCGUUAUACGCUUCUGAGUACUACGGGAGCUGCGUUCCAAAUCCAGCUGACGGCUUGAGCGAUGGUGGAGGCUCGUAUCCGUCACCAUCCGCUUCGGAAGAUGAUUUUCCUGGCACUCCAUCAAUAGAAAGCCGCACCAGCGAAGACGUUGAUCCUUCUCCUUUCCCUCUGACUCCAGUACCAUUGUUAACAUCUAGUCCGACCUUGGCCACUUACGAUGAGGGCCCUCGAACACCAAGAGGACGAGGCAUCAGUGCUACAGCAGGAUACCGGACUCCAUCGAUAUCACCUGAUCGGUACAUCUCAAAUCGAAACACUCCGCAGGAUGCCUCAAAAACUUUCCGCCUAAGCAAGCUCCCCCACCAGCUUUCGAACCUGGAGAAGCUUUUGCGGCACCCGUCAGCUACGCCAGACCCAUUCAGUCCAUUGAGUGUCAGACGUGUACGGGAGGCAAGAAUCAACGCCUCUGCCAAUGUGGACCCACGUGUCGUCCAAUCUCGCCCCCGCACGAUCGGAACCACGAACGUGCAACAUCCUCCUCAGGACCCCCUCGCAAUUCAGAACAGGCAAGCCAGUGCAGGCGCAGUAUGGAACAUUGGCGGAGGCUCUGAAGGCACUCCGUUAGGCCCUGUUCGAGGCAUCUCCGACGGACGAGGCCGCUUUAUCAGCAGUGGAUCGAACGCACCGAUGUUCACCUCUCAUUUUUUUGAUGAUGAUACUCUGGAUCAAGACAACAGCCAGCUGGAAAGCCGACUGGCUGUCGCCUUGGGCAUUGAUCAGACAUGCAGAAUACUGGAUAUCUCUAGGUCUCCCGUGCAAGCCAGGAGUAUCAGCACCGGCUCGAUUGGAACAAAGCGGAAGUAUCCUUAUCUCGAACCUCGGACUCGAUGGAUGAAUGAUCAGUGGAUCCAAGAAGGCUCGCAGUCGCUACUGGAUGCUCCCAAUUUGCGAGAUGAUUAUUACUGCACUGUUCUCGCUUACUGCCACACUGCUCGUACUCUCGCCGUCGGUCUCGGUAACAGAGUCUAUCUUUGGUCGGAAACGUUUGGGGUUCGGUACCCACCAGAGGAUCCGGAUACUCGCGAGUCAACUUAUGUCACGUCGCUGGCCUUCUCUUCCACCGAAGGCGGCCACAGUAUCCUAGCCAUCGGGCGUAAUACUGGCCAUAUCAGUUUGUGGAGUCUCGCCGAUCCCGAGAAUAUCAGAUUUCAGUCUCGGCAGCCAUGUGCUAUUGCGUGUGUAUCUUUCAAGCCCGUCACCACUCGCAGGCCAUCAGAGCGCUUUGGUUGUAUGAUGGCCACUGAAGAGCUUCUUGUGGGCGACGAAGUCGGCAAUGUUUACUACUACUCUGUCGAGUGGAUGAGCAAGCAGCAGGUCGACAUACAUGGAUGGACUGGAGCUAUGACCCUGAUGGCGAAAAUAUCGGUUCACAGUCAACAGCUAUGUGGCCUUGCUUGGUCACCUGAUGGAGACUAUUUUGCUACAGGCGCGAAUGACAACGUCUGCUGCUUAUUCGAGGUCAAAGACGUUCUGGCACCUCCUGAGCCCCCGCAAGACUCUUCGAAUUACUUCAGAAGUCCGCUCCAAACCAUUAUCGGUGGCUUCGGGUUUCCAAAUUUUGUCGCAAGAACGCAGACUCCCUCGGAGGUCAUGGGCGUCUUAGCCAACGGCGUACACGUCCAACGCACCAGGAUUAUUCCUGGUCAGAAUGGCUCGCUCCUCAUCGGUGAGGGACGCCAAAAGCACAGAUGGGUCCACAGCGCUGCUAUUAAAGCUAUCGCUUUCUGUCCGUGGCAGCGUGGAUUGAUUGCCACGGGCGGUGGCUCCAACGACCGAGCAAUCCAUUUCUACCAUACUUUUUCAGGAGCCUGCCUUGCUACCAUAAACUGCUAUGCCCAGAUUACAUCGCUGAUCUGGUCAACAACACGCCGAGAGAUUGCAGCUACAUUUGGCUACGCGCAACCCGAUCAUCCCUACCGCGUUGCUGUCUUCUCAUGGCCCGAGUGCCAGCAAGUCAUCGCCAUACCUUGGGCGAGCGACAUGCGUGCUCUCUACGCCAUUCCUUACCCUGGUGGGCCCGGCGAGACAAAUUGUGACACAAGUAUGGGCGAAGCAUGGUACUCGAGAACAAGAGAUGAAGGGUGCAUUUUGGUAGCGUGCUCUGAUGAGUCGGUGAAGUUUCAUGAGGUGUGGAGUGGGCCAAGAAAGUCUACGGGUGUGCAUAUGGGAUUGUUGGGCGGAAGUGAUAUCCUGGAGGGAUUGGAGGGGAUUGAGAAGGAGGGGAAUGAAGUCAUUCGUUGA
Molecule: messenger RNA, 2577 nt
Organism: Letharia columbiana
Lineage: Eukaryota; Fungi; Ascomycota; Lecanoromycetes; Lecanorales; Parmeliaceae
Exons: 2
Coding region: 1-2577 (858 amino acids)
Biological process (GO): anaphase-promoting complex-dependent catabolic process; positive regulation of ubiquitin protein ligase activity; positive regulation of anaphase-promoting complex-dependent catabolic process
Cellular component (GO): anaphase-promoting complex
Molecular function (GO): protein binding; ubiquitin ligase activator activity; anaphase-promoting complex binding
Source: RefSeq, a predicted model, not a curated record